AUGUCUGGUGACGUCGACAACUCUCUCCUCUCACGGCUUCAAGCCCUCCGCGGUGAGGGUGGUUCGCCCAAAAGCCCAGCAUCAAACCCGUACGGCACAUCGUCCCCUCACCAUCUCAUCGAAAUGCGGAUUAUUAACAGCACUAGUAUAAAAUUCGACGUUGUCGAGCGAGCCAAGGCGCCAACAGGGGGGGAUAUCCUCGCCGCCCGGCUCAAGAACCUCCGCAGCCAGGCAGAUGCACCCAUCUCGCCAGCACCUGCCAAAAUCACAGAGCGGACCGCAAAACACACAUCAGACGUACCGGGUUCAAAAAAGACUCAAGAUGUCGAGGAUGACGUAGAUGCCCUCUUUGAAACAGACGACAAGGCACUAGAGGAGAUGCUCGCAGACCUCGACACCCCCGAACCCGCGUCCAAGGACGAACAUGUUCAAGCCCUCCUGGAGCAAUUAUCAGCCCAAAUACCCAAAGAUGACGACCAAGCAGACGACUCAGAUGGGGAGCGAAUGGCGCGAGAGGUGGACGACGUAAUUGCCCGGUUCAACGACGAGAUAGAAGUCGAAGCGCGGGACGACAAAGAGGGCCAAGGACCACCAGAAGGAGGGACGGACGACAACACAGAAAUUGCACUGCCGUCGGUCCCGGCAAACCCCGACCUCCCACAAGACACGUCGCCCAAGCCCAAAGGAAUAGACGACAUUACCGCACGCAUGGCCGCCCUCCGAGCCCCAGCAGCAGAAGACGAGCUCCCCUCGGUGCCCACGUCGAAACCGUCCAAGCGCGUGGACAGGCUGACGAGCAGGACAAACUACACAGACGACGACGUGGACUCCUGGUGCACGGUGUGUUUGGAGGACGCCACGCUCCGGUGCUUGGGGUGCGACGGAGACGCGUACUGCGCCCGGUGCUGGCGGGAGAUGCACGUCGGGCCAGCAGCCGCGUGGGACGAAAGGAGCCACAGGGCGGUGCAGUUCACGAGGGACGGCGACAAGGAGAGCAAGAUUGCCCUGGGGGCCUAA
Metarhizium acridum CQMa 102 is the source of this 1017-nucleotide messenger RNA. NCBI's taxonomy places the organism in Eukaryota, Fungi, Ascomycota, Sordariomycetes, Hypocreales, Clavicipitaceae. The record is from RefSeq and is a predicted model, not a curated record.